UGUUACUCCAUCUUUCAGCCUCGCCGUCCUGGUUCCCAUCUUACCUUAGAUCUUCACAGACCGCAGGCCUUCUGGAGCCUUCCAACGCCUUCUUUGAGGAUUCAUUCAUUCGCUGCAUCUCUGUCUCUGAUCUAGGAGCUUCCCCUUCUUUUUGGAAAACUAUCUGCCGUCUACUUGAAAUCAACAAACAGGGGUAAACAGCCGGGAUCUCAAAGGAUGGCGGAACGAGACGCUCUAAUAUUCGAAUAUUCUCACCUCAAGAAUUUCCCUCGGGAGAAGGAGGCCUUGCACACCCUAAAGAAGAUUUCCUCUCUCGUGAAGCCUAUCAUGAGAGCACGGAGUUGGAAGGUUGGCACAUUAGCUGAGUUCUAUCCCGAUGCACAGAACCUCCUAGGAAUCAAUCAAAACAAAGGCGAGAAAAUAUGUCUACGAUUACGGUAUCCCGGCGACAAGAAUCAGUUCCUUCCUAUGGAACAAGUUGUCGAUACGAUGCUCCACGAGCUUUCGCAUAUUGUGUACGGGCCACACGAUGCGAACUUUCAUGCUUUAUGGGACCAGUUGCGCAAGGAAUAUGAAGCUCUGUUGGCAAAGGGGUACACAGGAGAAGGCUUCCUGUCUAAUGGCCAUCGCUUGGGUGGUAGGAGGGUUCCAAGAGAUGAGGCGAGGAGGAUUGCUCGCGCCGCUGCGGAGAAGCGACGAACUCUCUCCUCAGGAUCCGGGCAGAGACUAGGUGGUGCUCCAGUACGCGCUGGAACGGACAUUCGACAGGUCAUCGUGAGUGCCAUUGAACGUCGAAAUACGGUUUUGAAAGGCUGUGGAUCAGAAAAGAGAAGCGAUAAGGAAAUCGAGGACCUAGCCAGCCAAGCGACACGAAACGGAUUCAGGACAAAGGCAGAAGAGGAUGAGGCGAACGACCGGGCGAUUGCUCAGGCGCUGUGGGAGCUUGUCCAGGAGGACGAGAAGAGAGAAUAUGGGGAUCAGUUUAUACCAGCCACACCUUCGAACCCUACUGGUAAUGGAGGCGGCGAAAUCGGACGCCAGAGACCAGCCGCGUCGGGACGCUCUUCUUCCUCAAAUUCUGGUUCAGCUGCAUCUCUUGGCGCUUCUAGGCAGGAGCCUCGACACAUAAGCCGUUUAGUCACGGAAUCUCUUUCAAAGAAACAGAAACCAAAGGCCGUCACCUCAAAAUCUUCCAGCGCCCCAGCGCCAGCCCCAUCACAUAAGCCAGCUCCGGCCCCAGCUGCACCGAAACCCCUAACCGGAUGGACAUGUCCUAUUUGCACUUUGCACAACCCCGUUGACUUCCUCGCCUGCGACGCUUGCACGUCCCAGCGACCAGCUGAAAUCACGUGGAAGAUUGCCGAAGAAGCAAGGAAGAAAGAAGCGUCAUCACGGCCCAAGGUGCAGACGUGGCGAUGCCGUGUAUGUAGUACGGUCAUGGAAUCGAGCUGGUGGACAUGCUCGACGUGUGGGAAGAUGAAGGACAGCUCGCAGCAGGAGGAAUCUGCUGUUAUUAUAUGAUUGAUCAUGAGGGGUUCGGGUAUGGAGUUUUUGCUUAGGCGGUGUUUAUAAAAUGGCGGGAAACACUUAAGGUAUGUAAAUGGAACUGAGCUUAGGCGGAUGAUUUAUCUUAUGAACAUCGUGUUAUACAAAGAGCCAGAGAAGGAUAAUGAAAAACUCAUUCUAUACUCUUGUGAGUCUUAACAUCGAAAGUCGACUCUAGCAGAAAUCCC
Molecule: messenger RNA, 1733 nt
Organism: Amorphotheca resinae ATCC 22711
Lineage: Eukaryota; Fungi; Ascomycota; Leotiomycetes; Helotiales; Amorphothecaceae
Exons: 2
Coding region: 217-1521 (434 amino acids)
Source: RefSeq, a predicted model, not a curated record